Messenger RNA from Hypoxylon fragiforme, 2100 nucleotides. Its product is annotated as serine hydroxymethyltransferase. The record is from RefSeq and is a predicted model, not a curated record. Gene Ontology annotation, biological process: folic acid metabolic process; L-serine catabolic process; tetrahydrofolate interconversion. The coding region runs from base 280 to 1734 and encodes 484 amino acids. The transcript is spliced from 4 exons. Gene Ontology annotation, molecular function: glycine hydroxymethyltransferase activity; cobalt ion binding; serine binding. Gene Ontology annotation, cellular component: cytoplasm. NCBI's taxonomy places the organism in Eukaryota, Fungi, Ascomycota, Sordariomycetes, Xylariales, Hypoxylaceae.
AAGAAAGAUUUGAAGUGGGAGAAGGGAACUUCCCCGUUGUCACCCCGCUAUUAGCUUAGAAGUACAGAAAACCCCACCAACCCCAAUUGGCGCUUACAUAGUAAGAAGAGAGAAAAAAAAAUAUUACUUCCCUUUUUUUCUUCUCGCCCUCUUUUAUCCUUCCUCCGUAAAACUCCUCUUCAACGUAUAAAAAAGUUUUCGUUUCUUCAUUGAAACGAUUCUCCUGACUGUUUUUCUUCUCAACACACUAUCCAUUGAUUCUCGUCUCAUCUUUACACAAUGGCUGCGACCAGUUCCACCUAUGCUCUCUCCCAAGAGCACAAGGACCUGCUCGAGAGGUCUCUCCUCGACUCUGACCCGGAAGUGGCAGAGAUUAUGAAAAAAGAGAUUAAGCGACAGCGAGAGUCUAUCAUUCUGAUUGCUUCCGAGAAUGUUACCUCGCGCGCUGUCUUUGAUGCCCUGGGAUCUCCCAUGUCCAACAAGUACUCCGAAGGUUACCCUGGUGCUCGUUACUACGGUGGAAACCAGCACAUUGACGAGAUCGAACUCCUAUGCCAGAAGCGAGCUCUUGAGACCUUCCACGUCGAUUCGGAGCAUUGGGGUGUCAAUGUUCAGUGCCUCAGUGGUAGCCCUGCCAACUUGCAGGUCUACCAGGCUCUCAUGGCACCGGGAGGUCGACUAAUGGGUUUGGAUCUCCCUCACGGUGGCCAUUUGAGUCAUGGUUACCAGACUCCCUCCAGAAAGAUCUCGGCCGUCUCAACUUAUUUUGAGACCAUGCCCUACCGAGUGAACACCGAUACUGGAAUUAUCGACUAUGACAGACUGGAAGAGAACGCUCAGCUGUUCCGUCCCAAGAUCCUUGUUGCUGGUACUUCCGCUUAUUGCCGCGAGAUCGACUAUGCGCGCAUGAGGAAGAUUGCCGAUUCUGUCGGAGCUUACCUUGUUGUUGACAUGGCUCAUAUCUCUGGCCUAAUUGCUGCCGAAGUCAUCAAGUCUCCUUUCCCCUAUGCCGACAUCGUCACCACCACCACGCACAAGUCACUCCGUGGCCCCCGUGGCGCCAUGAUCUUCUUCCGCAAGGGUGUCCGUAGCACCGAUCCCAAGACUGGCAAGCAGACUCUCUACGAGCUUGAGCCUGCUAUUAACUUCUCUGUCUUCCCUGGCCACCAGGGCGGUCCUCACAACCACACCAUCACCGCUCUCACCGUCGCCUUGAAGCAAGCUCAGACCCCUGAAUUCAAAGCGUAUCAAGAGAAGGUUGUCUCUAACGCUAAGACCCUUGAACACAAACUGAAGGAGCUCGGCUACAAGCUAGUAUCCGACGGCACGGACUCUCACAUGGUUCUGCUUGACUUACGGCCCCAGGCUGUGGAUGGCGCCCGUAUCGAGGCUGUCCUUGAGCAAAUCAACAUUGCUUGCAACAAAAAUGCCACUCCGGGCGACAAGUCUGCUUUAACGCCUUACGGUAUCCGCAUUGGCACUCCUGCCAUGACCUCGCGUGGCUUCGGCGAAGAGGACUUCGUGCGUGUUGCCGGUUAUAUCGACGACAGCAUCAAGAUUGCCAAGGAACUCCAGGCUAGUCUUCCCAAGGAGGCUAACAAGCUGAAGGACUUUAGGGCUAAGGUGACUGCUGGUGACAUCUCUAAGAUCAACGAACUCAAAAAGGAGAUUGCCACCUGGUCCGAGACCUUCCCUCUCCCUGUUGAGGGUUGGAGAAUGGAUGCUGGCAUCUAAACACUACAGGUACGAAUGAAUUAUGAGACGAGAGAGGGUUUAGUGUUCAACAGAUAGACACGAAGGCGAUAAAGGGGCAACUCAACUUUCUCUGGUUUGUGGAAAUGGGCUGGGUAUGAUUCAAAAAAGAUAGAGAUGGCAAAAGUCAACAAUUGCAUGCAUUCAUCAGGCGUUGCAAAUAUCAUGAGAGCUCCGGAGUUUGGUAAUAGCUCUUCGGGGUUUGGGCUAUUCGACGGUACUGCUUCAACGCGGUAAAUUAUAGGGGACUGAUUAUUUAAAUGACCAUGUUUCCGUGUAAUAAAUUCGAGGUAGCAAAAUACUCUCAGCUGGGUAGUUUUCAAUAGAAGAAGACAAGCUACGAUUCAA